Molecule: messenger RNA, 807 nt
Organism: Pygoscelis adeliae (Adelie penguin)
Lineage: Eukaryota; Metazoa; Chordata; Aves; Sphenisciformes; Spheniscidae
Product: E3 ubiquitin-protein ligase TRIM39-like
Exons: 5
Coding region: 1-807 (268 amino acids)
Molecular function (GO): zinc ion binding
Source: RefSeq, a predicted model, not a curated record
AUGGCAGCCAGGAUGUCUGUGGAAAGCCUCCAGGAUAAAGCCUCCUGCUCCAUCUGCCUGGAACUUUUCCAGGACCCCGUGUCCAUCCACUGCGGGCACAGCUUUUGCCAGGCGUGCAUCACUCAGAACUGGGAAGGACUGACCACCAACUUCUCCUGCCCCCAGUGCAGGGAGACGGUGGAAGGAGGGGAGAACUUCUGCAAGGAGCACCAGGAAACCCUGAAGCUCUUCUGCGAAGAUGAAGAAAGGCUUAUUGGCGUGGUGUGCAACAGGUCCAAGGCUCACCAUAACCAUUCUGUGGUUCCCGUGGACGAGGCUGCCCAGCAGUACAAGCUUCUGAAAUUAGAGCAAGAGGCACUUCAAUCUUCCGUGGAGGAUAGAGAAGACAGAGUCCAGGACUAUGCUGUAGGCACCCAUCAGUUUUCCUUGGCAGAGGAUGGGGAAAGAGAGGAGGAACACCUCCUCUUCUUCUCUCCCAUCGAAGCUGAAAAGCAGAAGAUUGUGACCAAAUAUAAGCAGCUGCAGAAGUUCCUGGAGGAGCAGGAGUCCUUUUUGCUGGCCCAGCUGGACACAGGGAUAAUGAACACACAUGAAGAAAUCCUCACCAGGCUUUUGGAGGAGACCACAAGCCUGGGCACACUGGCUGGGGAGAUGGAGAAGAUAUGCCAGCAGCCAGGCUGUGAACUCCUGAAGCCUCCUGUGCCGCCGUUUCGUGGCGUUAGGGCUGGGGGUCGAUUUCCCCCGUUUGCAACGAGAAAACGGCCCAGCCAGGAGGAGGACCGUCCUCCUCUUCUUCCUGCAAAGUGA